This is a messenger RNA of Halteromyces radiatus, 1766 nucleotides long. RefSeq lists its product as uncharacterized. Lineage: Eukaryota; Fungi; Mucoromycota; Mucoromycetes; Mucorales; Cunninghamellaceae. The record is from RefSeq and is a predicted model, not a curated record. The coding region runs from base 269 to 1711 and encodes 480 amino acids. Gene Ontology annotation, cellular component: nucleus. The transcript has 3 exons.
AUAACCUUGUUUUUUUUUUCUCAUUUUUUUUUUCUUUUCUUUUCUCUCUCGUUUUUUUUUUCUUUUUUGCACUAUAGAUUAUAACUUGCCCACAUCAUCAGACGACGACGAUUCAUCGAGACAGCAGCAGGAGAGGCAAUCAUUAGCCCAACAGCCGUUGUCAACAUGGAUUAUUCAACCUCCAACUCAACGUUAUUCUCCACCUAGAAUAUAUGAAUAUGGACCACAUCAUGGACAAGAAUUGGAAAAUCUUCAUGUCAGCUUACAGAUGGAUAACACAGAAUGCCAACCUUUAUUGAAAAUUGCAUUUGGUUCAUGCAUCAUGCCAACACAAUCGUUUUUAGACCCAGCAUCCAACAUCAUUCAACUUACUUGUACUGUACCUUCUUGGUCAUUGACACAAUCAGGUGACAAAACUAUUACUUUAUAUGUUGUUGUAUCGGAUCAGCCUCAUAAUAUAUUAGAUGCUUGGCCUGUGGGGUAUUUUACUUAUCAAUCAAGGAAACGAUCAUCAGCUGAAAUACCUUUGAAUUAUGCCAUGAUGAUGAAAAGAACUAAACCUUCCACUACUUCUGCUCCUUCUUCUUCUACUACUACUGUUGAUGUGACAGACCCGGAUACACAAGUACAACAACAACAACAAGCUGCAAGUUCAUACAUGUUAUCAACUCAGCAACCUUAUGAUUAUAAUUAUUAUGGAUUAUCACAACAAUAUAUGCAACCAUCAUCAUCUAGUCAUCCCACUUCAACAGGUCGAUCAAGACAAUAUUUUGAUGAUUCCACUACACCUUCUCAAAUCAUGUUUCCAUAUCGAACUCCAACCUCAACAGAUACUUUCUCCUAUGGUACAACUGAUCCAAUGGGUUUAAGUUCUAUGUCUACUACGAAUGUUCUUCCUCAAGGACUUACUGAUCCUUCAGCUACUUAUGGAACAACAUCAUCUCCUUCUUUAUCACAUCCACCUAUUCCUUCUACAACAACAACAACAUCAUCAUCAUCUACUACUACUGGUAUGGCACCUCAUUUACAACAACAACAACAACAUCCUCCAUCAAUAUCAUCAUCUGGGGCAGGAUUAGAGAUCGCACCUGCUGCAUUACAACCGCCAUCAACAUCACCAACAUUAUCACGACCUGGUAUUAGUCCUACCACACCAAAUCCAUUUGCCAAUUUAUUAAGUCAUGCCGAUCUGAUCAUUGAAGGGGAUAUGGAUGCUAUGAUGAAAGAUUGGACAGAUCAAGAACGACAAGAUAAUCGAAGGUUAGUACGAUUUUGGCGACGACAGCAGAAUCACGAGAUCAUUUGCAAUUGUCAAUCCAUUCCACCCACCAAUAGGAUUAACGCAGCGCAAGAAAUCAUUGUAUCAUGUAUCUAUUGGGAAGAAAAGCAGGAUUACUAUAUCACAUCUGUCGACAUCAUUUAUCUAUUAGAAGCUUUGAUAGGCGUAAGAUUCACCACUGAAGAAAAGAAUCGUGUCCGUCGCAACCUGGAGGGCUUCCGUCCUUUAACUGUCAGCAAAUUGAAACCCGAUAGUAGUGACUUUUUUCGACUCAUCAUGGCAUUCAAUCAUCCAAAACCAAGAAAUAUUGAAAAGGAUCUCAAGGUAUUUGCUUGGUCUUCUCUUCCUACCGCUCUCAAGAAAAUCAUUUCCAAAUAUUCAGCAAGUUAUAGUAGUACUGCAAGUGUCAACUUGGAUGUCUUUACACAAUGAUCCUUUUUUUUUAUUGUUAUUGUCCAUAUAGUAUAUUUUUAUUCAUAUUUUACCG